CACAGUGACUCAGCAGGACUCACAAUGUAUAAAAACCACUCCUAACAAGGAUUUCACAACCGGCUCCUGUGUCAAACACUCAGCUCCUCGACUGAAUCUAUCCAGACAUCAACUAAACAAUGCCAGGAUACGUACUGACCUACUUCCCAGUCAGAGGACGGGCUGAGAGUACGCGCCUCCUGCUGGCAGAUCAGGGAGCGGCAUUGACGGAGGUCGAAGUGCCGAUUGCUGAUUGGUUCUCAGGAAAGACCGAUCUUAAAAAGAAUGCUGUCUUCGGUCAGCUGCCUAAGUUCCAGGAUGAAGAUUUUGUUUUGUAUCAGAGUAACGCCAUUCUGAGAUACCUGGGACACAAACAUGGACUUGCUGGCAGCAAUGAUAAGGAUACUGCUCGGAUUGACAUGGUGAAUGAAGGAGUGGAAGAUCUGAGACAGAAAUUCGGCAAGCUGGUAUUCUUUGAAUUUGAAACAGGAAAAGAGAAUUAUAUCAAGAAUUUGCCCAACCAACUGGCUCCUUUUGAGAAAAUUCUCUCUCAAAAUAGCAAUGGAACCAAAUUUGUAGUAGGCAAUAAGAUCUCAUAUGCUGAUUACAAUCUCCUGGACAUCCUACAUUGCCACCUCGACCUCUCCCCAACGUGUCUGACCGCAUUCCCCCUGCUUGCUGCCUACACGGAACGCCUUGCAGCCCGUCCACAACUCAGCACGUACCUGAAAUCCGAGAAACGUAACAAACGCCCAAUCACUCCCAAACAUAAACAAUAAACUAAAUGUUUCAUUUAAAUACCUGUCUAUAUACCUCUGUAGCAACAACAUCCUUUUACCAUAAACACCAGGAAAUGGCUCAUUAUUUUGUCAACUGAAUAAACUUUUUUUUGUUUUUUUAAA
Pelobates fuscus (common spadefoot toad) is the source of this 881-nucleotide messenger RNA. RefSeq names its product glutathione S-transferase P 1-like. Gene Ontology annotation, molecular function: glutathione transferase activity. Gene Ontology annotation, biological process: glutathione metabolic process. NCBI's taxonomy places the organism in Eukaryota, Metazoa, Chordata, Amphibia, Anura, Pelobatidae. The transcript is spliced from 7 exons. Gene Ontology annotation, cellular component: cytosol. The record is from RefSeq and is a predicted model, not a curated record. The coding region runs from base 120 to 758 and encodes 212 amino acids.